AUGUCUCGCUCUUUAUUUUUCUUUGAGCUUGCUUUGAUCAGUCUUCUUUUCUCUUUAAGUAAGUCUCGUUAUUUCAUCACCGACGGAGAGGCCCCGAUCGGAAGCGACGAUGUUUUUGACGUCACUGCUUAUGGAGCCACUGGAGAUGGAAUUACCGACGAUACCCAGGUCCAACAAAAUUCAAUGCUUGAUCUUGUUCCUUCUGUCGCCUUUAGGAAUGCAUGGAAGGAUACGUGCGAAUCGAUGGGGUCUCCAACGAUGCUCAUUCCCAGUGAGCUGACAUUUCUACUCUAUCCAGUGAUAUUCAAUGGGAAAAAAUGCAACUCUGAUCACAUCACUGUCUUGAUAGAUGGUAAUUUAAUUGCACCAAGUGACCCUUCAGAAUGGGAAUGCACCCCGGAGAAGUGCUCUCACUGGAUUGAGUUUUCACAUGUCAACGGCCUCUACGUCCAAGGCUCUGGUGCCAUCCGUGGCCAAGGUGCCCCUUGGUGGCAUCUCCCCUGCAACAAGCAGCAUAAUUGUAGCAAGAAGCCAACGGCUUUCGUAAUUUCAAGAUCCGACAAUGUGCACUUAAGUCAGCUAACUUUUGAGGACAGCCCGCAGAUGCACAUUGCCAUUGAAAGCUCUAUCUGGAUUUUCAUUUCUUACCUUUCAAUAAUAGCCCCCGCCGACAGCCCUAACACCGACGGUAUUCACAUCCAACAAUCUCAAAAUGUCUACAUUCAACAGUCCUCUAUUGGCACCGGUGAUGAUUGCAUUUCUAUCGGGAAUGGGUCAGCUUACAUCAACAUUAAUCAAAUCUUGUGUGGACCGGGCCACGGGAUUAGCAUUGGAAGUUUGGGUAUAAAGAAAUCAUAUGAAACGGUAGAAUUUGUUCACGUUAGGGAUGUCCUUUUUUUCAAAACUACAAACGGAGUUAGAAUCAAGACUUGGCAGGGAGGGAGUGGAUUUGCCAGACACAUGUAUUUUGAACGGAUAAUCACUCAAGGAGCAGCUCUACCCAUCGUUAUUGAUCAAUUUUAUUGUGCCCAUUCGCAUUGUCAAAAUGAAACGUCGGCGGUGCGAAUCAGCGACAUUACAUAUAAUAAAAUAAUGGGAACCUCAGAGGAGCCGAUGGCAGUGAAACUUGCAUGCAGUGAAUCAGUGCCAUGCACCAAUAUCUUGAUGAAAGACGUAUACAUCGCGUCCACUGAUGAUGGAAGAGAAACGUCGUCGUACUGUUUGAAUGUCCAAGGAAGGCAGACCGGCAAAUCCCUCCCCGUUGUCCCCUGCUUGAUGCAAAGUUAA
Malania oleifera is the source of this 1287-nucleotide messenger RNA. Its product is annotated as probable polygalacturonase At1g80170. The record is from RefSeq and is a predicted model, not a curated record. Gene Ontology annotation, molecular function: polygalacturonase activity. NCBI's taxonomy places the organism in Eukaryota, Viridiplantae, Streptophyta, Magnoliopsida, Santalales, Ximeniaceae. Gene Ontology annotation, biological process: carbohydrate metabolic process. The coding region runs from base 1 to 1287 and encodes 428 amino acids. The transcript is spliced from 9 exons.